Messenger RNA from Lentinula edodes (shiitake mushroom), 420 nucleotides. RefSeq lists its product as uncharacterized. The record is from RefSeq and is a predicted model, not a curated record. The transcript has a single exon. Bases 1 to 420 code for a protein of 139 amino acids. Lineage: Eukaryota; Fungi; Basidiomycota; Agaricomycetes; Agaricales; Omphalotaceae.
AUGUCGAAACCAAGUUAUGUAUACAAAUUGGUAUCAUCCUCAUCGCCUGUUCCUCUCGACGCCUUAGAACUUCCCGAAAAACUGCCCGUGAGCUCGCUCGACCGGGACUCGGGCUUCAUCCAUCUCUCUACCUCCGUCCAGCUGCACAACACUCUCAAAUGGUUUUUCGCAGAGGACAAUCCUGUCUACGUCCUAAGAUUGCCUUAUGAUAGGCUUGAAGAUGAAAAACUUAUCAGGUGGGAAGAUCCUAAAGCAGAAGUUUGUGGCCCUCGAGGCGGGGAAGGAAUGUUUCCUCAUUUGUAUAAUGGGCUUAAGCUGGGCAGAGACGAAGUAGAUUCGGUCAAAUUAUUGGAACAGGUCGAUGGUCAAUGGGACAAAUCGAUUGAGAAUGCAAUCAAAGAUGUAUGGUUGGUAUAUUGA